CGGCUUUCCCUGAUAAUUUUACGCCCCAACUAAAAUACUGUCAAAACCUUAUUCGUAGUACAUAAAUGACGUUAAAAACUGUAGACUAUUUAUUCAACUUUAUGAGACAUUCAUGUUUUAGUUUCUCCCACUACCACAUUAUGAGGGUACCAAUUUCAGGGUGCUGGACGUUCUAAAUGCGUAAUCCCUGGCUCUAUCAAAGACGAGGGUCUUUACCUUGUCAUAUCAGCCAUUCUAGACCUCAGUCUGAGACUAACUCUAGUUGCUCACAUUCUAGUCUAGUCUGUAUAUACUGUCCAGCGAGUUCUCGCACAUUCAAAGGCCUCGGUUUCGGCCAACGUGGCACGCGGUGACUUCACUGGUAUUUCGAGCUUCUUACAUUCCCAACCCACCCAGAAGUCCUCUAAAUGUCAAAUUCCAAAUAUUAGCGAUGACAUCAUAGAGAAACUUGUGCUUCCUAUAGUUUUAAACGACCAUAUAAACUAAUUUAAAGCUAUAACGUUAUUUGUAUGUCUUUGAAUGCAUUUUUAGCUCUCCUUGGGCUCUCAUUAGUUCUCUAUUGUUAGCCAUCACACAAGAUGCCUUACCAGAAAACUAUCACACU
Wallemia mellicola CBS 633.66 is the source of this 604-nucleotide messenger RNA. RefSeq lists its product as hypothetical. NCBI's taxonomy places the organism in Eukaryota, Fungi, Basidiomycota, Wallemiomycetes, Wallemiales, Wallemiaceae. The record is from RefSeq and is a predicted model, not a curated record. Bases 177 to 353 code for a protein of 58 amino acids. The transcript has a single exon.